This is a messenger RNA of Spizellomyces punctatus DAOM BR117, 2473 nucleotides long. RefSeq lists its product as uncharacterized. Gene Ontology annotation, biological process: triglyceride catabolic process. The transcript is spliced from 9 exons. NCBI's taxonomy places the organism in Eukaryota, Fungi, Chytridiomycota, Chytridiomycetes, Spizellomycetales, Spizellomycetaceae. Gene Ontology annotation, molecular function: triacylglycerol lipase activity; sterol ester esterase activity. The record is from RefSeq and is a predicted model, not a curated record. The coding region runs from base 115 to 2385 and encodes 756 amino acids. Gene Ontology annotation, cellular component: cytosol.
CCAUCUGUAGAUUUUAAGGGCAAGCCCGACGAAACGACGACGACGACGAACGAACGACGACGAGGAGGGACAUUAGCAUUUUAGACCUUUUUGUUUUUUUUUGCAUAGACCAUCAUGCUGGAUCACGCCUUGGGUCGUCCCUCUGCGGGACUGAAGCGGAUACAAGUAUUGGUGUUUGCCUUCAUUGCGUAUCGCAUCAUAAAGUCGCCAAAGGCAGGACCCAACAUGAUGGCUUUGAGAUACCUGGAUGAAAAGUUUGCGUCCCUUCCUCCGUGGAAAAUCGUUUUUGGGACCUUGUCUAUCGCUUGGAUUUUGAAAAACUUUUUCUUGACUUUGGGUUUGAAUGCACCUGAACCUCUGGCAAGAAUGUAUACCCGCAACUUUUAUAGAGCUUCAUAUGUCUUGACGAGUCUUGACGCCGGUUUCCUGACCGCGAUGAAUGUGCGCCCAAAGUUCUUGAGGGACAUCCUGUCGGUCCUAUUUGCCGCCUUUUACUUGGUGUUCCCUGACACUGCCGACGAAAAGGUGCGCAAAUUUAGGGCUCAUCCCACGAUCGAGAUGAUGCGGGUUUCCUGGGAAAAGAGUAUGAACCCCUACCUUCGCCUUGCGACGGCUGCAGACCGUCCCUAUGUGGCGAUCCGAGAAGAUAUUAUCAUUGAACGUCCAGACCCGCCGUCAGUCAGCUCAUUUCCCGAUCGAGAAUUGGGCCCCAUAAAAGCUCGCCUGUACUUUACCGGCACGCGGGAUGAGCUGCGACGGUCCCGAGAACUCAUCUUGCUCCUUCCUGGUGGAGGUUUUGUGGCCAUGCCGCCAAAGUGUCACGAGGACUAUGUGUCGCAAUGGGCAGUCAUUUCCAAAGUUCCCAUCGUUGCCAUAGAGUAUGGCAAAGCACCCGAGUUUCCUUACCCUUUCGCAUUGGAGGAAUGCUUUGAUGCUUACAGGAGCAUCGUAGAGUCCAACGGUGGAGCGAUUGGAUUCGAAGGGUGGUAUGAAUCGGAUGCACAGGGACAUCAAUUGAAGAAGGCGCCCAUCAAGAUUGUGAUGGUUGGAGAUUCUGCUGGUGGGAACUUGGUUGUAGGGGUGGUUAUGCGUUGCUUGGAAACCUAUGAAAAGCACAUUCCCCCACCAAAUGGCCUUGUGCUUAUUUACCCGUGUCUUUCAUUUGAUAUGUCUUGCUGGAUGCCAUCGGAGCAACUCAAACUCAUGCGCGCCGAAUCCCACAAGAAUUUAUCUCUCAAAUCUCUUUCAGAAUCAAAGCACAACAUCAAAAAGAACUCUCCCCUCACGCCGCAGGAAGCUCCGCGGAAGAUUGAUGUUUUGAAGGACGAGGUGGACAGGAGUAAAUCUUGGUACCACAUCUUUAAGCCACGGCCUUCGCACCCUCCGGGUCCAUCAAUUCCCAGUUCGUUGUCCAUGACGUCUCGCAUGUCCUACUUUACCGAUCGGAUCAUCACGCCAGAGAUGAUGCGUGCCAUGGCGCUUCUCUAUCUAGGGACAUCGCCCGUUCCAGUUGAUCUUGCCUCGGACUACUAUCUGAGUCCCGUCAUGGCACCGGACGACCUGUUGGCUCGUUUCCCAAAAACGUAUCUUCUCUGCGGCGAGAAAGAUCCGUUCGUCGAUGAUACCGUAGUAUUUGCUGGCCGUCUGCGCGAAAACAAGCAAAAGGCACGGAAAGAGUGGGAGCGCAUGAUGCGCAAGGUCGAACAUGGCGGCGGGGUUGAAGCUCUUGCAGACAAGAAGCAGAAACAAAAGCUUGCACAAGCGAACGGCACCCAUAUGAAUGGUACCGCCAACGGAACUGCUAAAGGAAACGGAGCUGCCCCAGAACGAGUUCGCACGCACAUAUUCUCCCGUGAUCCGGACACUAUGGUCCGAGUCAAGAUUCUGGAAGGUGUUUCGCAUGCCAUGUUCCAAAUGCUUUCUCUCCUCCCUGAAGCCAAGCAGGCGACUCGUAUGACUGCAGAAUGGUUCACAGAGAUUCUCAAAGAUCCUGGUGUUGAUGACCACGGCGACGACCUGACUGAAUUUAUGAUUCGUGAUAUCCAUCAGCGGGACCGUGCGCCAUCAGGACCUCAGGUAGGGCCUUACUACCCAGCUUAUGGUGUCCCUCAACACGCACCUUGCCCCCAUAUCCGUGUGGAUGGCACAUGCGACCCCCAAGGAUCUCACCGGUCUCUAAACGGUUCGGUGAAUGGCUUACACGCUGAAGACCGAUACGGAUCUACUGGAAGUGUUCGUUUUGAGGGCUCUGGUGAUGAGGACGCUUAUUCCGAUUUGUCUGACUCUCCUGAUCCCAUCCCCAUUUUGGACGAAGUGGAUGAGAAGCACAUUUUGGAGAGACGAAGGACCGAGAUUGGAAGUUUGCUUUACAGUAUAGAUGGAUAGAUAUUUCUUUGUUUCGUUUUUUUAUAUCUGUAUGUUCUGGCUUUAUUGAGUUGGGAAAGUUUCUAAUGGAUUUGGUAUUGUGGCCUGA